Molecule: messenger RNA, 1206 nt
Organism: Jatropha curcas
Lineage: Eukaryota; Viridiplantae; Streptophyta; Magnoliopsida; Malpighiales; Euphorbiaceae
Source: RefSeq, a predicted model, not a curated record
AUGAGUGGAGAAGGGAAGAUAGUAUGUGUAACUGGUGGAUCAGGUUACAUAGCUUCGUGGCUUGUCAAAUUCUUGCUUCAAAGUGUUGGGUUUGGGUUCCCUUCCUAUGUGUGUUGCUCAUUGUUACUCCUAAUAGAUUCAUUCAAGUGGGGAAAUUUUUGUUGUGAGGUCAGUUUGUGUUACUUCCCAUCACAAAGUGGUUACACUGUCAAAACUACAGUUCGUGACCCGAAUGAUGCCAAGAAAACUGCACACUUACUUGCACUCGAUGGAGCCAAGGAAAGACUUCAUUUGUUCAAAGCUGAUUUAUUGGAAGAAGGGUCUUUUGACGCUGCUGUUGAGGGCUGUGAAGGUGUUUUCCACUCAGCUUCCCCAGUAACUUUUAUGACCAAUGACCCACAGACAGAACUGGUUGAUCCUGCAGUGAAGGGAACACUUAAUGUUCUUAGAUCUUGUGCAAAAGUGCCUUCCAUCAAGAGAGUGAUUCUAACAUCCUCUUUCGCAUCUCUUCCAUAUAGCGGAAAACCUCUCACCUCAGAUGUGAUAAUUGAUGAUACUUGGUUUUCAGACCCAGCUGUUUGCGAGGAUCGGAAGCUCUGGUAUCAACUAGGAAAAACUUUAGCCGAGCAGGCUGCUUGGAAAUUUGCAGUAGAGAACAAUAUGGACUUGGUUACUAUACAUCCAGUAUUUGUCCUUGGUCCUCUUUUACAGCCAAGUCUUAAUCUAUCUGUGGAGAUGAUUCUAAACCUUGUAAAUGGAGCUGAAGAGUAUCCUGAUGCAUAUUAUAGAUCUGUUGAUGUAAGAGAUGUUGCUUGUGCACAUAUAAGAGCUUUAGAGAUUUCUUCAGCUACUGGAAGAUAUAUAUUAAUUGAAAGAGAUUCUCAUUUCUCUGAGGUUCUGAAGAUUGUUCGACAACAUUACCCUACACUGCGCCUUCCUGAAAAGAGUGGCCCUGGAUUUACUCAUUUAACAAAGUAUGGUGUAUCUAUGGAGAAAGCAAAAACUUUGGGUAUUAACUUCAUUCCUUUGGAGGUGAGUCUCAAGGACACUAUUGAAAGCUUGAAAGAGAAGGGUUUCCUUAGAAUUUGAUUUUACCUUCCAAGGGUUCGCGAUUCCACAGGGGUGAGCUAACUCUAAAAACUCGCCCUCGAUUCGGAUUGCGAUUCCACAGGGGUGAGCUAACUCUAAAAACUCGCCCUCGAUUCG